Messenger RNA from Trametes versicolor FP-101664 SS1, 697 nucleotides. RefSeq names its product sterol transporter. The transcript is spliced from 5 exons. The record is from RefSeq and is a predicted model, not a curated record. Lineage: Eukaryota; Fungi; Basidiomycota; Agaricomycetes; Polyporales; Polyporaceae. Gene Ontology annotation, biological process: intracellular sterol transport. Bases 35 to 568 code for a protein of 177 amino acids. Gene Ontology annotation, molecular function: sterol binding.
GUCGACGAUACCCCUCCGCUCUCGCGUUACUCUCAUGGCUCGCUUUGGUCUCCUCUGUUUGUUUGCUGCUGCGCUUGGUAGCGUUGCUGCAUCCCCCUCCAACCUGCAGCAAUUCAUGGAGAAACAGCCAUCAACGGUGCUGGACAAGAAAUGGGAUUGGACUGAUUGUGGCUCCUCCUCGCACAUUAUUCACAUCAAGAGCAUCCAGGUCUCCCCAGACCCGCCCCAGCGUGGUGAGGAGCUCACGAUAACUGUUGAGGGUGAUGCGGACGAGACCAUUGAGGAUGGUGCAUAUGCCGAUGUCACCGUCAAGGUGGGCGUGAUUAAGAUCUUGUCGAAGGAAUUCGACAUUUGCGAAGAGGCCGACAAGGCGAAUACAACCGUCCAAUGUCCUGUUCAGAAGGGCACGCACAAGGUCAUCCAGUCAGUCGAGCUGCCCAAGGAGAUUCCUCCCGCACAAUUCAAGGUCAACAUCAGGGCUUACACCGUCGACGAUGAGGACCUUGCGUGCAUGGACCUCAUGAUGGACUUCAGGCCCAACCGUGGCCUUUCGAUGCUCAACUGGUGAUUCUUGCGCGGGUCUUGCACGUUCUCAACCUUUCUGUCUUUGCUUGUGAUAUGUCAUCACUGUACGCAUACCAUGUAAUUAACCACUAGUGCCACUUGCUGGGAAUGUUACCUUUUCACUGGACUUCAA